GCUCGCGUGAUUGCUCCUUACAACGCGAUACCGACUCAGCACUUUACCACAGUGCAUUUGUUAUUUUUUGUGGAUGAGUGCCCGUCACUCCCGCCAAUGCUUUCCUAUGAUCGCCGGAACUCCCAUGAAAGCACCAGCCCCUCUACCGUUUUGCGUCACUUGCUAUGGUCGGAAUGAUCAGCACUGUGCGCUGAUUUUCGCAGCUGUUCCUCUCUGCGUCCGAUGAAUCUGUAUAAAUACCUUUGGGAAAGUCGGAAGAACCGCGGUUCAACUGUACGGCAAGUCUUCAAGGCAACAUCCAUUCUUCACUUCAAAAUUCGGAGUACUCUCUAUUGGGUUUAAUCAACAACAAUGGGAAUGCCAGAUGUCGAAACGGAGGACAAUACUUUGGCACCACCGCUCGGACGCAAGGUUGCAGUCCCCGCCCACAUACUCACCAAGUUCCAACGAGCAUGCGAUGACGAAAACAACGCCCAGGAAGUCGAUUACCUCGUAUCGAUGAUAACCGUCAUUGACGCGUUGCAAACCAAGCUCGGCACCCUAAUCGACAUGGCUAUCCUUGACCUCGCGAAGGGCCAAUGGGGAGACUUCAAAAGCGUGAUUAAUCAACAGAUUCAUGAACGGAUCGAGGAAUAUGUCGCAGAGAGGAUACAAAUGGGCUUGGUGGAGAUGAUGAUUCGUGAGAGAAUUGAAUAUAUGGACGAGGAUGAUCUGAUCCAGCGAGCUUGCAAUAUGGCUGUGGAGGAACUUGUGGUGGAUAAUAUGAAAGAGAAGCUGGCGGAUAUCAUGUUCACACCUCCAUCAAAAGACAAGGAACCUUCCACCUCGCACGGUAUGGCAGCAUAG
This is a messenger RNA of Periconia digitata, 846 nucleotides long. NCBI's taxonomy places the organism in Eukaryota, Fungi, Ascomycota, Dothideomycetes, Pleosporales, Periconiaceae. The record is from the annotation of a GenBank genome assembly.